AUGGACGUCCCCGAGCCGGAUCAGACUCCUUUCCACGCCGUUCAGGCGCAGACUUCUAAGAUUGCCAGGCAAUACCAAGCAUAUCUAGAUCAAUUGACACCUUUCACCGCGUACCGAUGGGUCGGAACCGGCGUUUUGCUUAUCCUGUUCUUCCUCCGAAUCGUCAUCGCGCAAGGAUGGUAUAUCGUGGCAUACACCCUGGGAAUCUACCUAUUAAACCUGUUCCUGGCCUUCCUGUCGCCCAAAUUCGACCCCUCCCUGACCCAAGACGAAGGCCUUGAGGACGGCGAGGCCGGCGCCUCGAGCCUCCCCAUUAAACAAGACGAUGAGUUUCGUCCAUUUAUCCGUCGUCUGCCCGAGUUUAAAUUCUGGCAUUCGGCCACCCGCGCAAUUACGAUUUCUUUUUUGUGCUCGUGGUUCAAGGUGUUUGACAUUCCGGUUUUCUGGCCGGUGUUGGUCAUGUAUUGGUUGAUUCUGUUUUUCCUGACUAGUAAGAUGCCUUCGCCGUUUUCUUAUCUCUUCGAAUUCUCACUAAAGUCUAACAAAGUGCGACGACAAAUCCAACACAUGAUUAAAUACCGCUACAUCCCAUUCAAUAUCGGCAAGACCCGAUAUGGUCGCGAUUAA
Messenger RNA from Talaromyces atroroseus, 627 nucleotides. Its product is annotated as Protein RER1. Gene Ontology annotation, biological process: protein retention in ER lumen; retrograde vesicle-mediated transport, Golgi to endoplasmic reticulum. The record is from RefSeq and is a predicted model, not a curated record. The transcript has 3 exons. Lineage: Eukaryota; Fungi; Ascomycota; Eurotiomycetes; Eurotiales; Trichocomaceae. The coding region runs from base 1 to 627 and encodes 208 amino acids. Gene Ontology annotation, cellular component: Golgi membrane.